AUGGACUCGCUCAUACCAUUCACAACGUCUGGGUCGCUUGUGGAUUGCGUCGACAGGAAAAUGCUGGUUGUACUGCGAGACGGUCGGAAGCUUCAAGGCGUUUUGCGCUCAUAUGACCAGUUCGCAAAUCUGGUCCUCGAAGACACCGUCGAGAGGAUAUACUACCGUGAUUUCUUCGCAGAAUCAUGGAAGGGUCUUUUCCUGAUCCGUGGCGAGAACGUUGUACUACUUGGUGAAGUCGAUCUGGACAAGGAGGACGAUGUUCCGCUACGACAGGUGCCGUGGGAGGAGCUCUUGCCUUACCACAGGCAGGAAAUUGCAACAAAGAAGAAGCGGGAAGAAGUGAAGGCACAGGUCCUGUUCGAGCAGAAGGGAUUCUGCAAGGAGGGCGGCGAAGGGGACGGUUACUGA
Fomitopsis serialis is the source of this 411-nucleotide messenger RNA. Its product is annotated as Sm-like ribonucleoprotein. Gene Ontology annotation, biological process: deadenylation-dependent decapping of nuclear-transcribed mRNA. NCBI's taxonomy places the organism in Eukaryota, Fungi, Basidiomycota, Agaricomycetes, Polyporales, Fomitopsidaceae. The transcript is spliced from 4 exons. The coding region runs from base 1 to 411 and encodes 136 amino acids. The record is from RefSeq and is a predicted model, not a curated record. Gene Ontology annotation, molecular function: RNA cap binding. Gene Ontology annotation, cellular component: Lsm1-7-Pat1 complex; P-body.